ACUCUCACCCUAUUAACACCUAUAUUGGAAAUUCCAUUUUUCGAUUCUUAGCCAAGAACUCAACUCCUCCUUCAUGUCCGCCCACUACCCCUAUGAGCGGCGGAAGUGUUACCGCCGCCUCUGCGCUAUCCUCUCGUGGUUCAUAAUCCUCAUCCUCAUCACCAUCUUCCUCAUCUGGCUAAUCCUCCGCCCCACCAAGCCCCACUUCAUCCUCGAAGACGCCACCGUCUACACCUUCAACCUCACCACCACCUCCGCCACCCUCAACCUCCUCACCACCACCCUCCAGCUCUCCCUGGCCGCCCGAAACCCCAACAAACGCAUCGGAAUCUACUACGACCGCCUCGACGUCUACGCCACGUACCGCGGGCAGCAGAUCACCCCUCCCACUUCCCUCCCCGCGUCCUACCAAGGCCACAAAGAAGUCACCGUUUGGUCGCCGUUCGUCAACGGGAACGCCGUCCCCGUGGCGGUAUACUUGGGAAUGGAGAUUAGCCAAGACCAGAACGCCGGCAGGGUGUUGAUCAAUGUCAGAGUGGAUGGACGGGUGAGAUGGAAAGUUGGGACGUUCAUCUCCGGGAGGUAUCGUUUGAAUGUAAACUGCCCGGCUUAUUUGAGCUUCGGAGGAGGGGAAUAUAGUUCGAAUAGUGUUUUGGUCGGGUCAACUGCUAAGUAUCAAUUGGUGCAACAAUGUUACGUUGAUGUUUAGUUUGACCAUAAGUAGUUAUUAUUUUCUUUAGUUUCUAGUUAUACGAUUAGUCUCUUUGAGGUUUUCUAUUGGGAAAUUACAAUGUCAUAUGUUGUCAAAUUAUAGCGUUAAAUCAACACAUUGUAUGGUGUGAGCCUUAAUACAUUUUCUUUAAAAUCGA
Messenger RNA from Ipomoea triloba (trilobed morning glory), 869 nucleotides. RefSeq names its product NDR1/HIN1-like protein 1. The transcript has a single exon. NCBI's taxonomy places the organism in Eukaryota, Viridiplantae, Streptophyta, Magnoliopsida, Solanales, Convolvulaceae. Gene Ontology annotation, biological process: defense response to other organism. The coding region runs from base 74 to 709 and encodes 211 amino acids. The record is from RefSeq and is a predicted model, not a curated record.